This is a messenger RNA of Lachancea mirantina, 1113 nucleotides long. NCBI's taxonomy places the organism in Eukaryota, Fungi, Ascomycota, Saccharomycetes, Saccharomycetales, Saccharomycetaceae. The record is from the annotation of a GenBank genome assembly.
AUGGAUGCGCAGGGGUCGACACGAGUAGCGUAUAUCAGGAUCGAUAACCUUCCGCCGGGCAAAACAUGGCGACAGGUCAAAUAUUUCGUCGGAGGAAUAGUUCAUCACAGCAACAUUUUGCAGGUGAAAAUGCUGCCACCGGUGCAGUCCAUAGUGCCUCCGUUCAUGCCUUUCCAGAGCUGUAUAGUGUCGUUGAGGAGGUCCGACAGUCAAUUGAAUAAGCUGCUACUGGAGUUGAAUGGGUUUAGUUGGGAAUACUACCGUCUUGUCGCUUACGCAGUUCCGCCUCUCCAUAGCACGAACGGCGGCGUGGCAGGACCCGAGCAACCCUCCGCGAUGAUGAUGCGGAUGGCACCCAUGGGAAACAUGUAUUUCGGGCCUUUUCAGCAGGACAACCUGACCCUUCAGCUGCCCCAGCCGAGCAAGAGAAUAAAACAGGUUUUCAGCGAAGAGAGCUUCCGAAAGCAAAUGACCGCAAGAGGAAUGUGGCAGUUGCUCUUGGAAGGUUUUCCGCCUUAUUUGCAUUUCGAGAGCGAGACUUACGGCGGCGCACGAGCGGUGUCGCCGCAAGAUCCUCGGCAGCUCCCAGUCAUAGACGUCAAAACGUCGCAUCCGGAAAAAUAUGGGAAACUCAAGUGGACAGUCUUGAAAGAUUUCAUCAAACUUAAAUGUCACAAGCUGUUAGAGCUUGAGAGUGUAGGAGGAGCCGCGAAUACCAGGGAGUUUUAUGUGGGUGUUUACGAGGCUCAAGAAGUUUUGGCCAAAUUGCAUCCAGGAGACAGCGAAGGGGGCGCUGUGGCGGAAAAGAUAGGGCCAUCGAGCGAUCAAGAAACCGAUGGAGGAAAAGGGAUCUCUGCUCAGGCAGAACCGGGUCUGGAGACACUUGAAAAUGGGGACAGCGAGGAUGACCACAGCUUGGAUCCUUUAGUGAACAGUCUAGCGGGUCUGAAUGUAAAUACAAGCCCAAGUGAACUUCCCGCUACCAUAUACAAAGCAAUAGUUGGGUUUCAUUCACGGGAGCUUUGUGAUCUGUGUCGUAGCAGUCUCCAAGGCCAAGAAUAUUCACUGGGGUAUACGUUAAAUGUCAAGGAGUUACCCCCAUACGACUGGUGA